Molecule: messenger RNA, 561 nt
Organism: Solanum verrucosum
Lineage: Eukaryota; Viridiplantae; Streptophyta; Magnoliopsida; Solanales; Solanaceae
Exons: 2
Coding region: 1-561 (186 amino acids)
Source: RefSeq, a predicted model, not a curated record
AUGUCUCCAUAUCAGCUAGUCUUCAGAAAAUCAUGCCAUUUUCCAGUUGAAUUAGAACACAAAGCAUUAUGGGCAUUGAAAGCUCUAAAUCUGGACUGGGUAAAGACUUCAAAAGAGAAAGUGGACCAGCUAAAUGAGUUGGAUGAAUUCAGGUUCAGGGCGUAUGAAAGUUUAGCUCUUUACACGGAAAAGAUGAAGAAGUGGCAUGAUUAUAGAAUCCUUAAGAAGGAGUUCAGAGUAGGAGAUUGGGUGUUACUAUAUAAUUCUCGACUCAGACUCUUUUCAGGAAAGCUCAAAUCCAAAUGGUCAGGUCCAUUUAGAGUAACACGGGUGUUCACAAAUGGUGCCAUUGAAGUCGAAUGUACAGAGGGACCUGCAUUCAGAGUGAAUGGGCAACGCUUGAAGUUGUAUUUUGGAGAAUGCCAAGGGAUUUCCUUGAAUGAAGUGGAAGAAAUUGUGCGAGGUGAAGACACCAUUGGCGGAUUGCCGAAUCUGUUCGGUUAUCCUGAUCUCGUCUGCCUUCUGGACUUUGAAAAUAGAACUAGGAUAUUAGAAUAUUAG